AUGACAGCCACCAACAUGGUCACGUUCAGCGACAUCCAAGAAGCACAUGCGCGCGUCUCGCCGUACACACACUACACCCCCGUGCUCACCAACCAGGCGAUCGACUCGCUGGCAACCGAAGCCCUCUUCGGCACCUCAGACCACGCCUCGACAUCGUCUACUCCGCGCGUGCGUCUCGCCUUCAAAGCAGAACACCUCCAGCGUGUCGGAGCGUUCAAAUACCGCGGCGCAACAAACUCGGUCCUCGUCCACCUCGCAGCGGCCAAAGCCGAACACGAUGCCUCCCCCACCUUCCGCGGCGCCUUCAGCCCAGACAAGCUCGUCGUCGUCACGCAUUCGAGCGGCAACCAUGCGGCAGCUCUCGCCUGUGCUGCAAAGACGGCGGGGUGCAUCGCUGCGGUGGUGAUGCCGGAGAAUGCGCCCAAGCCGAAGAAGGAGGCAGUCGCAGGGUACGGUGCGCGCAUCACGUUCUGCAAGCCCACGCUCGAGGCGAGGGAGUCGACGGCCAAAGCGGUGAUGGAAGAGUACGAGGACAAGGGUUAUACGGUGCGCUUUGUGCAUCCGUACGACGAGCCGCUGGUCAUUGCAGGACAGGGGACGAUGGCGCUCGAGCUGCUCGAUCAGGUCCCACAGCUUGAGGUGCGCGCUGCUUGUUCUCACGCCGCGGAAGCCUCUGCUCCGUCAAAGAGACCACUGCAUGGGUCGAAGAACGUCGCGCCCGAAGGACCCAAGGCAGAAGCAGCAUGGCAUCGUAGAGACGCGUCUGAGCCGGUGCUCGACAUUGUCAUCGCGCCCGUCGGAGGCGGAGGCAUGCUCUCUGGCGUCUCGACCGCAGUCAAAGGCGCCGACAGCUGCAUCGUCGUCCUCGGCGCCGAACCGGACCUCGUCAAUGACGCCUUCCACUCGUACCAGACCGGUUCCGUGCAGCUCCCACCCCAGCCGCCAAAGACUAUCUGCGACGGCCUGCUCACAUCUCUCUCACCCUUAACACUCGAGCAUAUCCACAAGAAUGUCGAUGGCAUCGUCACAGCGCGGGAAGAAAACGUGCUCAAAGCGCUACAGCUGCACUGGACGCGACAGAAGCAGUUCGUCGAGCCCAGCGCCGCUGUAGGCCUGGCCACGGUGCUGCAAGGCUUCAACGAGGCGGCGCAGCAGAGCGGCCAUGCUACAACAGACGCAUCCGACCGCUCGCGAUGGGGUCUCAAGGAAUGGGCACACCACAUUGUCCAGCAAAAGACCCAAGCCGGAAUCCAAGACCCCGACAUUCGCAUCGGCAUCAUCUGGAGCGGUGGCAACGUAGAGGUCGCCAAAGUCGUGGCCAAGUUCGAAGAGUAUGGUUUGUAA
This is a messenger RNA of Kalmanozyma brasiliensis GHG001, 1344 nucleotides long. Its product is annotated as Tryptophan synthase beta subunit-like PLP-dependent enzymes superfamily. Gene Ontology annotation, biological process: pyruvate biosynthetic process; D-serine biosynthetic process; L-serine metabolic process. Bases 1 to 1344 code for a protein of 447 amino acids. The record is from RefSeq and is a predicted model, not a curated record. Gene Ontology annotation, molecular function: serine racemase activity; magnesium ion binding; L-serine ammonia-lyase activity. The transcript has a single exon. NCBI's taxonomy places the organism in Eukaryota, Fungi, Basidiomycota, Ustilaginomycetes, Ustilaginales.